Molecule: messenger RNA, 3960 nt
Organism: Linum trigynum
Lineage: Eukaryota; Viridiplantae; Streptophyta; Magnoliopsida; Malpighiales; Linaceae
Source: the annotation of a GenBank genome assembly
GGUCCUAGCAAUCGACUGAAAUAGAUUCAAAAAGGGGGAGGCAACGCAUACAACCACCAGUAAAAUCAAAUCGACCAUGAAAUCGACAUGAUUCACAAAGAAAAACCGAACAUGCCAGAGGAUUUCAGGGAUAUGAAAACAGAAGUAACGAUCAGCUGGAGGAGAAGAUGAAAAAUGCGGAGUCGAUGACUUACUAGCGGUGAACUCAGCUCUUCUGGAUCAGAAUCUUUCUUGCACGCAGCAGUGUAUGAGAUCGAUUGAGGAAGUCGAUUGGGUUUUCUUAGGGUUCAGAGUGAAAGUUGAGAGGGAAAGGAACGAAGCUCGCGCGGAAGAUAAACUGACUUAUCCUCUGCCGCAUACGAAAAGGAGUUUGAUUUUCUUUUUUUUUUUUUUUUCCAGUUUUUCAUAAUAAACAUGGAAAAGAAUUUUAACUUUUCACUUAGAAAAUAAAUUACAAAAAAGAGAAUAAUACGUAACAAUGAUAUUAGAUUAACCACAUAUGUUGUCGCAAAGUUAAGGGUGAGACAAGUUAACCACAUAUGUUGUCACAAAGUUAAGGGUAGGACUCUCACAAUAAUAAGCGUGGUAUAAGCCCAUUUACCGUACGUGGAUCGGGGGCCACCUUACGCCCCCGAACCCCCAAACCGGCGCUUCGCCCCUGGACCCCGUGACUCCCAAUCGACGGCAGCUAAUUAGAUUUUAGGUCAUUGCAACAAAAAUUUGUACCUUGUACUUGUUUAGUAUACGGGAUAAAGAAGGUUGCAGGAUGAAGAGGAGCUAACAGAGCAAUAAAAAGACAAAGGUUAAUUGUGCCCUCUUUCUGAGUGCCUACGAUAGGGGCGAGCUCAAAUUCCUAAAAGGAAGAUAAAAACAAAUUUAAUCUAUAAUUUUCUAACUAUGAAAAAUAAUUACAAUUCAAAUCAUAGCCACAAUAUGCAUUAUGCGAUAAGGUUUAGUGGAUCAUUGUUCAACUAAAAUGUAAGUUUUAUUAUUGUAGGUUUACUGAUUGCUUUCAUCAAUCGAUUAUAAUUUACAUUAUAAGGUUUAGAAUUUAGGUGUGAAGAUUUAUUUUUACACUUCAUGAUUUAAGGUAUAGGGUUUUUUUUCAUAUUAAAUGUGAAUAUAAAUUUUUUUUAUGACAAACCUGGUUGUUAGCAUAAAUAUAUACUAGUAUAUAUUGUGACAAAUUUACUACUUGUCAUACUAUACAUUUAUUAUUUCUCUCCACAAGUUCCCGCCAAAUCACAUUUUGGCUAACCAAAUGUGUGAUAUAUUUAAUGUAACAAAGUUAGUUUGUCAUAAUAAAGUAUUCCGAUUGUAUAUUGUGACAAAAUCUUUAUUUGUCACAUUAAACAUUUCAUCUUCCGUGCCACAAUUUCCCGCCAAUACAUGGCCGAUAACAAGUUUUUUUUACUAAGUAUAACCUGUCAUACUAUAGGUAUAUUCGUAAUAUUAUGACAAAUGAAGUUGUCAUAAUCCAACUGACAUAGUAGAUAAUUUGACAGAAGAUAUUAUGACAAAUAUUUUUUCACAUUAUAAUCCAAUCAUUCCUAGCCGAUGACCAUAUUUUUACAAAAUAAUGUUGACAUAAUGAAUUUGUCAUAAUACAUACUUAAUAUGAAAAAAUUGUAUGACAAGCUCGUUGUUUGUCACAACUUGUACGGAAAUUAUGACAAACAUGGUUGUCGUCACAUUAUAUGGUCUAUUGUGACAAAAUAUAAAUGACAAUUGUUUUUUGUCAAAAUAGGCCAAAAUUGUUGUAGUGGGUGUUGUUCGGAGCAUCUCUGUUUGAAAAAAUGUUGUACGGAGCAUUUCUGGUUGAUGUUUAUGUUUCUAUGAUGUUAUGCGGAGCUCCUGAUUGCCAUGUUGCUGUUAGGAGCACGUGGUUAUGUUUAUGUUUCGAUGAUGUUGUUCGGAGCAUCUUGAUUUCCAUGUUGCUGUUCGGAGCACGUGGUUCUGUUUUCGUGACAACACAGUUUCACGGUCACUGCUCGUUCUUCUGGAGUAUCUUUCUUCUUGAUCGUCACUUGUUUUUUCCGCUUCCUUCAGUGCAGAGUUGUGGCGAGUGAUCAUUUAUUUUGUUGGACACUUGGUUUAACAGACUAGACGACUUUGGCAAAACCUUUUGUUAUCUCCAGUUUAUCACCAUUGACGUUUCACGAGGCAUGGGAUAUGGUCUUCAUCGGCAUAUUUGGCGGAGCAUUUAGGUUUGUCAUUAUUUUUUUGUCACGUACGUUCUUCAUAGUAAUUUGUGCGGUUUUUUGUUUCGGUUUUGAAAUUGUUGGUAAGUAAUUAUCAUCAAUUUGAGGAGGGUAUUAGAGUAUGUGUAGUUCGAGUAGAUUUAUGUUAUACUACGAGUAUUGUUAUGUAAUUGUUAGAGUUAUAUUUCUUAUCAGAGUCGUAUAAGUUUGGUAAUUUCCAUAUUAAUGUUAGAGUGAUUAUAGAAAUAAAUUUAUAUACUCUAUAUAAACCCUAUGUGUUUUCAGUAAUAAUACACAACAAUUUCUACUUAUUUGUCAACACUGGCUGGAUAUUCCCCAGAAAAUUGGGGUCCGGAUCCUAUCAGUAACCGACCUAUCAGUAACGGUCAGUAACCGUCCAUCUGACCGUCCAUCGCGCCAUCUUCCCAGCCGUCAGAUCAUGCCAAUUAAAUACACGCGGGGGCAAAAAAGGUAAUCACGUCUCUGACAAUUUGAAUUGCAGACGUGACAGCGACAACCGUCCCGCCUUCUCUCCUUCUUUCUCUCACCUUUCAAGCGACAGUUCCACUUCCCUCUGCUCUCUAACUCUCCAUUCUUCCUCCCGAUACUCAAUUCUCUCACCAAAAUCGCAGCAAAAACUUCCAGAAGAAAACUUCAAAUCGAACGAUUUUCGCAAAGCUUUUCGAAGAAUCAUUCAACGAUACACUGUUCUCGCUUCUUCGUCGAAAAACGAAGGGUUUCCAACUUCAACGAGGCUCAAAAAUCGUUUUCGCACAAAAUAUCAAGGUAAAACCUCACUUCUUUCUUCGAAAUCCAUCCAUAGAACAAUAGAAACAGUAUUCCAGUCACUCUUCAUGUGAAAAUUGUAGUAAAACUCGCUACAUUACCGAAUCGUUAGCAUGCAUUGCUGAACUGGUGUAGAAUCUGUUGUGUUUUGCUUCGUUACCACAUGGUAUGGCGUGGUAAGCUAUGAUUUCACAUUAUAAAAAGGCAAGAAACCGUAAGUCCUUCUGUGUUGUAGUUUGUUACCAUAUGGUAAUGUGUAGUAAGCUAUAGUUUCAUGUUGUAAAAUAGCAAAAAACCAUAAGUUCUUCUGUGUUUUAGUUUGUUACCAUAUGGUAAUGUGUGGUAACCUAUGGUUUCAUGUUGUAAAAUAGCAAAAAACCAUAAGUCCUUCUGUGUUUUAGUUUGUUACCAUAUGGUAAUGUGUGGUAACCUAUGGUUUCAUGUUGUAAAAUAGCAAAAAACCAUAAGUCCUUCUGUAUUUUAGUUUGUUACCAUAUGGUAAUGUGUGGUAAGCUAUGGUUUCAUGUUGUAAAAUAGCAAAAAACCAUAAGUUCUUCUGUGUUUUAGUUUGUUACCAUAUGGUAAUGUGUGGUAACCUAUGGUUUCAUGUUGUAAAAUAGCAAAAAACCAUAAGUUCUUCUGUGUUUUAGUUUGUUACCAUAUGGUGAUGUGUGGUAAGCUAUGGUUUCAUGUUGUAAAAAAGCAAAAAACCAUAAGUCCUGCUGUGUUUUAGUUUGUUACCAUAUGGUAAUGUGUGGUAAGCUAUGGUUUCAUGUUGUAAAAAAGCAAAAAACCAUAAGUCCUGCUGUGUUUUAGUUUGUUACCAUAUGGUAAUGUGUGGUAAGCUAUGGUUUCAUGUUGUAAAAAAGCAAAAAACCAUAAGUCCUGCUGUGUUUUAGUUUGUUACCAUAUGGUAAUGUGUGGUAACCUAUGGUUUCAUGUUGUAAAAUAGCAAAAAAACCAUAAGUCCUGC